Molecule: messenger RNA, 1461 nt
Organism: Heterobasidion irregulare TC 32-1
Lineage: Eukaryota; Fungi; Basidiomycota; Agaricomycetes; Russulales; Bondarzewiaceae
Product: serine carboxypeptidase S10
Exons: 14
Coding region: 1-1461 (486 amino acids)
Biological process (GO): proteolysis
Cellular component (GO): fungal-type vacuole
Molecular function (GO): serine-type carboxypeptidase activity
Source: RefSeq, a predicted model, not a curated record
AUGCACAACAGCCUACUCCCCCUCGCCUGCGCCCUCGCCCUCGCCCUCGCCGUCCUCGCAUCCCCCGCCGCCGCCGCCGCCGCCGCCACCGCCACCGCCGCCCCCUCCAAGCGCGAGUUCUCCUCCGCCCACAAGGACACCAAGCUCCGCAUCGUCAAGAACUCCGGCGUCUGCGAGACCACCCCCGGCGUCGGCCAGAUAUCAGGCUACAUCGACGUCGGCCCCAACAUGUCCAUGUGGUUCUGGUUCUUCGAAGCCCGCGAAAGCCCAGAGACAGCCCCGUUCACGCUGUGGCUCAACGGCGGUCCAGGCUGCUCCUCCAUGAUCGGCCUCUUCCAAGAGAACGGUCCCUGCAAGAUCCUGCCCGACGGUCAGACCACCGUCCUCAAUCCUUACAGCUGGAACUCCAUCAGCAACAUGAUCUACAUCGACCAGCCCAUCGGUACCGGCUUCUCCUUCGGCACCGACACCGUCAACAGCACAGAGGCUGCCGCCCCCUUCGUCUGGGAGGCCUUCCAGAUCCUCUUCGAGAGCGGCGAGUUUGCAAAGUUCGCCAGCAGAGAGUUCAUCUUCGCGACCGAGAGCUACGGCGGCCACUUUGGCCCCAGCUUCGUCACCUACUUUGACAAGCAGAACGCCCUCAUCGACGCGCGCAAGCUCCACGGCGAAAAGGUCCUCGUCAGCGCCCUCAUGAUCAACAACGGCUGGUACGACCCGCUCCUGCAGAACGAGGCGUACGUCACCUUUGCCACCGACGCCCCCGGCUACGGCCCGCUCCAGAACGCGUCCGUCCUCGCCCAGCUCCACGCCGACUUUUACGAGCCGGGCGGGUGCAGGGACCGAGAGAUCGCGUGCGAGGCCCUCGGCAACACCAACGACGCCAACGCCACCGCGAACCACAUCUGCCGCACCGCGGACGACUUUUGCAUCGACAACAUCUUCGUCCCCGCCGUCGGCGACCGCGACUCGGACGACCUCCGCCAGAGCGCCGACUCGCCCACGCCCUUCCCGCCCGAGUUUUACCUCGACUUUCUCGCCAACGCCACCGUCAAGGCCCGCAUCGGCGCGACGAGCACGUACAGCGAGUGCGCCGACGCGCCGUUCGAGCUGUUCGACCGCACCGGCGACGACGCGCGCUCGUGGCUCCCCGAGCUCGCCGCGCUAGCCAACUCGCGCCUCAAGCUCCUCAUCUGGGCCGGGGACGCCGAUAUCAACUGCAACUGGCUCGGCGGGCACGCGUCCGUGCUCGCGAUGGACUGGUACGGCAACGAGACCCUGCACGCGACCCUGUUCGCGAACAUCACGAUCGGCGGCACCGCCGUCGCCGCCGUGCAAAACGUGGACAACUUUUCGUUCGCGCGGGUGUAUGCGGCCGGACACGAAGUGCCCGCGUUCCAGCCGCAAGCCGCGCUCGAGAUCUUCGCGCAGGUGAUCCGGAAGGAGCAGCUGCACUCUGUAUGA